This is a messenger RNA of Lathyrus sativus (Indian pea), 1137 nucleotides long. The record is from the annotation of a GenBank genome assembly. NCBI's taxonomy places the organism in Eukaryota, Viridiplantae, Streptophyta, Magnoliopsida, Fabales, Fabaceae.
AUGGCAAACAGGUACUGGGUGGUGUCUCUUCCCGUCCAGAACAACAGCUCUUCAUCCACAAUAUGGAACCAAUUGCAGCAAAAUAUCUCCAAGCAUUCCUUCGACACUCCUCUUUACAGAUUCAACAUUCCCAAUCUCCGCGUCGGAACCCUAGAUUCACUCCUCUCACUCAGCGAUGAUCUCAACAAGUCUAACGCUUUCAUGGAAGGUGUUUCUCACAAGAUCAGGCGCCAGAUUGAGGAACUCGAGAGAGUUUCCGGCGUUAAUACUGCCGCGCUUACCGUAGAUGGAGUUCCUGUUGAUUCCUACUUGACUAGAUUUGUUUGGGAUGAUGCUAAGUACCCGACUAUGUCACCUCUGAAGGAGAUCGUGGAUGGCAUUCAUGCUCAAGUCGCAAAGAUUGAGGAUGAUCUCAAGGUUCGUGUUUCCGAGUAUAAUAAUAUCCGAAGUCAGCUCAAUGCUAUAAACCGAAAGCAAACUGGAAGCUUAGCAGUUCGUGAUCUUUCUAACUUGGUAAAACCUGAGGACAUUAUAAAUUCAGAACAUUUAACUACCCUCCUUGCCGUUGUUUCCAAGUAUUCACAGAAGGAUUGGCUCGCAAGCUACGAAACAUUGACUAGCUAUGUGGUCCCAAGGUCUUCUAAGAAGUUGCAUGAGGAUAACGAAUAUGCUCUUUAUACUGUAACCCUCUUCAAUCGUGUGGCAGACAAUUUUAGAACUAGUGCACGGGAAAAAGGGUUCCAAAUUCGUGAUUUUGAAUACAGUCCAGAAACACAUGAGGGCCGAAAGCAGGAGUUGGAUAAAUUGGUGCAAGAUCAAGAAAGUUUGAGGGGUUCUCUGUUGCAAUGGUGCUAUACCAGUUAUGGAGAGGUUUUCAGCUCCUGGAUGCACUUCUGUGCUGUGCGCUUAUUUUCUGAAAGCAUUCUGAGAUAUGGAUUGCCGCCAAAUUUCUUGGCAUGCGUCUUAGCUCCAUCUGUAAAAGCUGAGAAGAAAGUACGUUCAAUCCUUGAAGGGUUGAGUGAUAGCUCAAACAGUGCAUACUGGAAAACUGAUGAAGAGGUAGGGGCUGGAAUGGCUAACCUAGCGGGUGAGGCGGAUACACACCCAUAUGUUUCCUUCACCAUCAACCUUCUUUGA